GCGAUGGACAGCAACGUGGUGCAGAUUUUUAAGGAGGACAAAUGCCCCUUAUCUCACCCCGAGAAGUGUUUACCCAACUUCACAUGGCAGUCUGCUGUCUCGGACAUUUAUAACUAUUCGCUGAAUGAAAGCUGGACGAACGAACAGGAAACGAUGUCCCCCAUCAUUCCGAUAAUUGCUGCCGUGUACUCUGUGGUGUUUGUUGUCGGACUAGUGGGAAACUGCCUUGUGAUGUUUGUCAUUAUCAGAUACACUAAAAUGAAAACCGCCACCAACAUCUACAUCUUCAACCUGGCUGUUGCCGACGCCUUGGUAACCACCACCAUGCCCUUCCAGAGCACAGAUUACUUACUGAAUUCCUGGCCGUUUGGUGAGGUUGUGUGUAAGGUUUUCAUCUCCAUCGACUACUACAACAUGUUCACUAGUAUCUUCACUUUGACCAUGAUGAGUGUGGACCGCUAUGUGGCGGUCUGCCACCCCGUCAAGGCCCUGGACUUUCGGACACCGAUGAAAGCUAAAAUCAUCAACAUCUUCAUCUGGGUGUUGUCCUCGGCUGCUGGGAUUCCUGCAAUGGUCCUUGGGAGCACUCAGACAAACAAUGGCACAACAGAGUGUGCUCUGCAGUUUCCAGACCCAUAUAUCUACUGGGACACAUUGAUGAAGAUCUGCGUCUUCAUCUUCGCCUUUGUGGCUCCUCUCCUCAUCAUCACCGUUUGCUACACGCUCAUGGUCCUGCGCCUUAAGAGCGUCCGCCUGCUGUCGGGCUCACGGGAAAAAGACCGCAACCUGAGACGCAUCACCCGCCUGGUGCUGGUUGUGGUCGCUGUGUUUGUGGUGUGCUGGACACCCAUACACAUCUUUAUCUUGGUCAAAGCUCUCGCGCCCGGAGUACCGGAGACCACAGCGGUCAUGGCCGCCUACUUCUUCUGUGUGGCGCUUGGAUACACCAACAGCAGUCUCAACCCCAUCCUGUAUGCUUUCCUUGAUGAGAACUUCAAACGGUGCUUCAGGGACUUCUGCUGCCCAGGUCGGGCCAAGGGGGACGGGCACGGCGUUAGUCGGGUCAGAAGCACUCUUCGCGAGCACACGUGCCCAGCAGAGGCCAAAGGGGACGGAGGCCACGGUCGACCUGUAUGACUAGCCGUGGAGCUGUCGUCCUUUCACGGUCGAGAGGACUCGAAUGACCUGGGACUGACACAGAUCACCACCUCCAUCUGAGGAAGAGAUUGUGCCCUUUACAUUUCAACACAACUAUUACUAGAGCCAAAAAGUGAUCUUUUAGCAAAAGCAUGGUCUUGUUUCGUAUGUCCAUAUUCAACUUUCAUCCCGUUUAAGGCCCUGUUUACACUAGUGCGUUUUCGUUUUAAAACACAUAAAUUUUGCUGCAGUUAUGCCUGUCGUUUACACUAAAAGCACAAAAACAGAGACUUUCGAAAACGCUGCAGAGCCGUUUUAGUUUGAAAACGCCGGGGUUGCGUUUCAGUAUAAACGGAGACUUCUGAAAACAAUGGUGUGGCUGCCCACAUUCGCUCUGCGUAUCCUUGACGAACGUGUAAACAAUAACAUGGAGACUGACCUGCAAUCUUUGCUGACUUUGUUGUAAUUUUUAGCAGCCAUUGUGCAGUUAAAGUCUGCAUAUUUUUAAUACUGCAGCUACCUGCACAAGAAGCAACUGUUUACACUUGUACGUGCGUGCCCAGUGUGCAUGAACGGUCAUGUGACAUGAGUUUUUAGUCAUGUAGUGUAGACGAAGAUUGUUUCUGAAACGAGGAUCAUUUUCAUUUUAAAACACCGUUUUAAAACGAAAACGCACUAGUGUAAACAGGGCCUAAAUUUUUUUUGAAUGUCCAUUGACCAAAGAUGAUGUAUGAUUAAAAUCUGGUCCCUCACAAUGAAAUGUCAUGCUUAAAGAUCCUUUUGCGUAAUGUUAUAAGUCCUUUGGGAUAGAUAGUAUAUUACUAGUCACUAGUAUAUAGUAUGCUUGGGUACACAUGAUAAAACACAGUGUAGAAAAAACAACAAACAAACCAUAUGUUUGCAUCUGUUUGUACUGUUAAUUGUUUAUUUGGGAUUGUAAAACAGUCAUGUUUUAUAUUAAAAAAAUAAAAAUUAAAAAUAAAUCAGUGUAUAAUAAUAAUCAGCAGUGUCACAUAAUUAUGACUCAGGAAACUAUAUAUCUCUAAUGAUGGAAAAAUAAAAAAUAAUGUAGGCUACAGCAGUUAGUGUUAUUGGAACUGCUUACUGCUUUAUAUUCUCUGUAUUUGAUUUAGAUUGAAGGAUUAUGUAUGAAAAAGAUUAUAAAGGAUUAUGCAUCUAAGUUGCCUUGGGAGUCUAAGGAUUUUUGUGCAUUUUUUUUUUUUUUUGGGCAUAGGGCUUUAAAACAACCAACUAAAGGACUGAAUCUACUUAGGUUGUUCUUGCUUAAUACAGUGUAUUAUAAUUUCUAUAAACCUAGAUGUACAUCUCUAUUGCAUGUCUGACAAUGAAAAUGUGGAAAUCUUUGAGUAACGUUUAUGUAAAUACAGCUUAUGAUUAAAAGAAACAAAAAAGCGUUUCUGUGAUAAAGUAGAAUGGCAGUAAAAUGUCUGAAGAAAACAGUUCAAACGUACGUGUUAGGUACUUUACACAUUGUUUUGUAUUGAUAUUGUUGAUAUAACAGUUGAUUUUAUGUAAGUGUUUCUAAUGCUGCCUUUAGGUGAUGUCUAUGGUUGUGUUUUAUAUAUAUAUAUAUAUAUAUAUAUAUAUAUAUAUAUUCACACACACACAUAUACAAGUAUAUAUAUUAUCACAGAACAGAGAAAUUGUGACAUUCUGCCUAAGAUGGCUUAAAAAUGUAAUAUCUUUUUUUUUUUUUUUUUUUACUUAUUUUUGUUCUUUGGGUGUGUGUGUGACUGGAUGCAGAGCAGUCUGUUAUUGUUAUUACUGAUGAGUAUUCACUCAUCAAAAGACAUAUUAUAACAUCAUCAGUGCUCUAAUGCCAUAACAGUAUUAGGAAUUAAUUGCAAAAUUCUUGUUUUGAAAAAUGUAAUGCCCUUUGUGCCUUUGUUUUUUGUAAAUCAAUAUAUAUUACAUUAUUUUGUUCAUCUUAGAUGCUUUAUGGUGUGAUAUUGGACAAUAAAGCGCAGAGUGAGAGAAGCUUCUGUAAGUUCCACUGUGCUUUCAGUAAUGUGUUUGUACUACUACUAUAUAUCAGCAGAUUUUGAAUGUGUUAGCAAGUUUCCCUCUCAGCUUGUGUUUCUAUAUAUGUGCAAUUUUUAAAAGGAAUUCAUUUGAAAUCGUAUGAAAUGAGCUUUGCUUUGCCAUCAGUUGUACCUUGCUUGUAUAAUAUUACCUGUAUUUGAAAAUUACAUUGUCAAUAAAUUGAACUGUAAGACGA
Molecule: messenger RNA, 3376 nt
Organism: Ctenopharyngodon idella (grass carp)
Lineage: Eukaryota; Metazoa; Chordata; Actinopteri; Cypriniformes; Xenocyprididae
Gene: oprk1
Product: opioid receptor, kappa 1
Exons: 3
Coding region: 4-1137 (377 amino acids)
Biological process (GO): G protein-coupled opioid receptor signaling pathway; neuropeptide signaling pathway; sensory perception of pain
Cellular component (GO): neuron projection; membrane
Molecular function (GO): dynorphin receptor activity; neuropeptide binding
Source: RefSeq, a predicted model, not a curated record